AGUAGCAAACUCCACUGCCGAUGUAUAUCUCGCGUCUCUUCGUCUCGUAUCGAGAUGCCUGCGCGAGCCGUGACAUUGACACGGCUCAACCGUGUCUGAUGCUCUAGUUUCGUCAACUCCGUGUAUCUCUCUCUUUCUCUCUCUUUUUCUCUCCCUCCCGUUGCGCGUCCCGAUGUCGACGAUCUCUCGCGUCGCGAACGCGUCGCAGAUCGAUUGUUUUCGCGCCUCUCUUCGGUGCCGUUCGUAAUGUAUUCUCGCGUAUGACAUAAACAGGUUAUAUACCUGUCAUAUGAUGCAUAUAUAUAUAUGUGUGUGUAUAUAUAUAUAUAUACAUAUAUAUGUGUCCAGCGUACGUACGACUCUGUGCAUACAUUAUAAGAAAACAUGCCUCUGUUCGGCAAGUCCCAGAAGAGUCCGGCGGAAGUGGUGAAGGCUCUGAAGGAGGCGGUAAACGCGUUGGAGCGCGGCGACAAGAAGGUAGAGAAGGCGCAAGAGGACGUCAGCAAGAAUCUGGUGCACAUUAAAAACAUGCUGUACGGCACGGCCGAGACGGAGCCGCAGGCGGACAUCGUGGUGGCACAGUUAGCGCAGGAGUUGUACAACAGUAACCUGUUACUUCUGCUUGUGCAAAACCUGAGUCGUAUCGACUUUGAGGGCAAGAAGGAUGUCGCGCAGGUUUUCAACAACAUUCUACGGAGGCAAAUCGGGACUAGAUCACCCACAGUAGAGUACAUAUGCACCAAACCUGAAAUUCUCUUCACGCUUAUGUCUGGUUACGAACACCAAGACAUCGCGCUCAAUUGUGGCACUAUGUUACGGGAGUGUGCGAGAUACGAGGCAUUGGCUAAGAUUAUGAUUUAUUCGGACGAUUUCUACAAUUUCUUCAGAUACGUUGAAGUUUCUACGUUCGAUAUCGCAUCCGACGCUUUCUCCACGUUCAAAGAAUUACUUACGAGGCACAAAAUACUCAGCGCCGAAUUCUUAGAGAUAAAUUACGAUAAAGUUUUCUCACACUAUCAGAGGUUACUCAAUUCGGAAAACUAUGUAACACGACGACAGAGUUUAAAGCUGCUGGGUGAACUGCUGCUCGACAGACACAAUUUUACUGUCAUGACACGAUAUAUAUCGAAUCCAGAUAACUUAAAACUGAUGAUGAACAUGCUGAAGGAGAAGUCUCGCAAUAUACAAUUCGAGGCUUUCCACGUUUUCAAGGUAUUUGUCGCGAAUCCGAACAAACCGAAACCCAUCCUGGACAUAUUGCUCCGCAAUCAGGAAAAGCUGAUAGAGUUCCUGACGCGCUUCCAUACGGACCGUUCCGAGGACGAGCAGUUCAACGAUGAGAAGGCGUAUCUGAUUAAACAGAUCAAAGAACUUAAACAGUGGAGUGAAUUAGAGACGAAGAAAAGUAUAGAUCUCAUCGGUACCCCCCUCCCCCCGUGAACUCACCUUGACAAUAUAUUUCCUCGUGUAGGGAUAUUUCGCAAGGGUGAUGAGGAUGCUGCACGCCCGCUGGCAGACGAUCAUCCACGGUUGC
Dinoponera quadriceps is the source of this 1534-nucleotide messenger RNA. It is a transcript of the gene Mo25, whose product is annotated as protein Mo25. Gene Ontology annotation, molecular function: protein serine/threonine kinase activator activity. Gene Ontology annotation, biological process: intracellular signal transduction. Lineage: Eukaryota; Metazoa; Arthropoda; Insecta; Hymenoptera; Formicidae. The record is from RefSeq and is a predicted model, not a curated record. The transcript is spliced from 9 exons. The coding region runs from base 385 to 1440 and encodes 351 amino acids.